Molecule: messenger RNA, 1371 nt
Organism: Peromyscus leucopus (white-footed mouse)
Lineage: Eukaryota; Metazoa; Chordata; Mammalia; Rodentia; Cricetidae
Gene: Prss50
Product: serine protease 50
Biological process (GO): proteolysis
Cellular component (GO): endoplasmic reticulum
Molecular function (GO): serine-type endopeptidase activity; threonine-type endopeptidase activity
Source: RefSeq, a predicted model, not a curated record
GCGCAAUGGAGCGCGGGUGCUGGGCAGGGGUCCGCGGGCAGGGCCCUCAGGGUCCCCGUGGGCCCGGGGCCUCUCGCACCCGCACCCGUACCGGCGCCCUGCUCCUGCUGCUGCUCCUGCUGCUGCUGCUGCUGCCUCGGCGGCCGGCAGGUGAGCCCGUCGGUCCCCAGCGCCCUCCCGGUCCCCAGCGCCCUCCCCGGCAGGCACGCCCACACCCCGGGCCGCCUCUGACCCGCUCCUGACCUUCCGCAGGCUGCUUGGCCGCAGGCGAGUUCCCCGGGACGCUGCCCACCGCAGUCCCGACCGGCCCUGGCGGCCCCUGUGACCCCAGAGCCACCUGUCCCUCAGGCAGGCUUCGCCUUCCCCGGCAGGACCCUACACCGACCACCACGCCACAGACCGCGGGGACGCAACCCAGCGAUCUCCCCUUCUGCGGCACCUCCCAUGAGACAGACCCUACUCUCCGAGACCCAGAAGCCAUGACUCGGCGGUGGCCAUGGAUGGUCAGUGUGCGGGCUAAUGGCAUCCACAUCUGUGCUGGCACCCUUAUUGCUUCCCAAUGGGUGCUGACCAUGGCCCAUUGCUUGACCCAGCAACACGUUAACUACACAGUGAGGGUGGGGAGUCCAUGGAUUAACCGGACCACGGUAACCAGCACAGACGUGCCAGUACGUCAGAUCUUCAUCAACAGCGGCUACCAACCCAGGCGGUUCUGGUCUUGGGUCGGCCGGACCAACGACAUCAGCCUCCUCAAACUCCAGUGGGGGCUCAAGUACAGCAAAUAUGUGUGGCCCAUCUGCCUGCCCGGCCUGGAAUAUAUGGUGGAGGACAGUUCUCGCUGCACCGUGACAGGCUGGGGGUAUCCCCGGAUUAAUGGCAGGUGGCCCCAGUUCCAAACCCUCCAGGAGAAGGAAGUCUCCAUCCUGAACAGCAAGAAAUGUGAGCGUUUCUACCACAAGUUCUCCAGAAUCUCCUCCCUGGUUCGGAUCAUCACAUCUCAGAUGAUCUGUGUCUCGGACAACAACAGGGAAAAGUUCUGCUACGAGAUAACUGGCGAGCCCUUGGUCUGCUCUUCAGGCGGCACAUGGUACCUGGUGGGGAUGAUGAGCUGGGGCCCCGGCUGCAAGAAGAGCGAGGCCCCGCCCAUCUUUCUGCAGGUCUCCUCCUUCCAGCCGUGGAUCUGGGACCACCUUAGUGGGGAGGCCCUGGCCCUCCCAGCCCCUUCCAGGACGUCGCUCCUGGCUUUCCUUCUGCUCCUCGGCCUUCUUGUUACUCUGUGACGCUGCCAGGUCCCCUGCCCUUCCUACUGAGUGCUGCUGUGGGUGUGGCAAUCGGCAGGGACUAGCAGAGAUUAAACACUUCUUUUCCCCA